Messenger RNA from Verticillium alfalfae VaMs.102, 1074 nucleotides. RefSeq lists its product as hypothetical. NCBI's taxonomy places the organism in Eukaryota, Fungi, Ascomycota, Sordariomycetes, Glomerellales, Plectosphaerellaceae. The record is from RefSeq and is a predicted model, not a curated record. The transcript has 4 exons. The coding region runs from base 1 to 1074 and encodes 357 amino acids.
AUGACAGAGCGAUUUGAGGACAGCGCUCCGGACGUCGCGCCGAAGCAGCGGAGGAUUCGUCGCACGGCUACUGAUAUCGCCAAGAACAAGCGCACUGAUGCUGCUGCAAUAGCCGAAUUCGCUCUCAACCACCGAAUUAAAGAGAACAGGCGCUCAUCCGAUCCGAGCCAUACGAAGCGACUCGCCCGGCACAUUUCCCAGCUGCGAUAUGCUCAGACUGAUGGCAUAGCGGAGCUACCUCUCGCUGCAGUCGUUGAUCUGACUCGGUCUUUCACACCCUCGGAAUGGAUGGCCAUAGAGAAUAGCCCAGAUCAGUUCAGGCGUGCGAUGGAAUUUUACAGAAACGAGGUCCUCGAACUUGAUGCCACCUGGAUGACGUACUACAGAAAUCUCGAUCCACGAUGUGCCCGACUCUGCCUCUUAGAAGUAGUUCUUGACGCUUGGAAAGGAGACGUCGGCGCAAUUCUCGCUGACAUGGCCAAAGUAUCUAACAAGGCCUCUUUCCAUCAAGUGAGGGUUGAGGGACACGAUGACUCGUCGCAAAGCACCUCGAUACAAGCGACAUCACACGCCGGAGCAUCAGGGUCCGACAGGCUGAUCCAGGUUAGACAAGAUAUCGCUACUGCGGAGGGCAUUCAAGAAGACCAAGACGACCAAGACAACCAAGACGACCAAGACAACCAAGACGACCAUGCUGCGAACGCCCAGCGUGAUAUCGUCAAUCGAGCCGAUGCCUUGUGCAGGCAGACGCAACAGGGCAGUCUUCUUCAGCCCAAGGCAACCAACGGGCUGGACGAUGUGAUGAAUCACGCAGCGGUGCAAGUGGCUUUCAACCAUGACGAAUACAGGGAGGACAUUGAACAGGCGACGGCGGACAACCUUCGACGUGAGCUAGCGAUGCGCGCGAUGGCUCAAGGUGACCCCCCUUCCUCGAGAGCACAGUUGGCGAAGAGGCUGCGGGAGACGACGAACCACAGUAUCAGGCAUCUCCAUCGGUCGGCUCUUCAUGGGAUCGAUACCAUCGGCGACUACGAGUUCAAGAUCAAGGUGAACAGUACUCUUGGCCUCGCUUAA